This is a messenger RNA of Vigna angularis (adzuki bean), 3398 nucleotides long. Its product is annotated as protein argonaute 4. Gene Ontology annotation, cellular component: cytoplasm. Lineage: Eukaryota; Viridiplantae; Streptophyta; Magnoliopsida; Fabales; Fabaceae. Bases 345 to 3092 code for a protein of 915 amino acids. The transcript has 23 exons. The record is from RefSeq and is a predicted model, not a curated record. Gene Ontology annotation, biological process: regulatory ncRNA-mediated post-transcriptional gene silencing. Gene Ontology annotation, molecular function: RNA binding; protein binding.
GAACCCAAAAGGCGCCCAACCCAAGACGGGCUCACUGACAAUACAUGCUCCAUUGUCUUGCCAUGCGUGUGUUUCAAUAUCGAGUUCACAGCACCCAAUCACCUCGUUCAAUCCCAUCCCUUCAUCCAAUCUCAAACUUAAAUCAACGACUCUGCUUUCUUCACAGGUCACCGGAGAGAGAUGACCUCAUUCAGAGACUUUAAAAACAGUGUUGACACCUAACUCCGUAUAAACAUUCUGAACCUUCUCCCUUCGUGGUUCAGUGUGUUCCCCAGUGAUUUUCCUCUCUACCUCUACAGAAGAAUUUACAUUGUUAGGGUUCCCUUCCUUUGCCUCUUCAGGCCAUGGAUUCAUUUGAGCCAGAUGGAAACGGGAAGGAGGGGUCGCUUCCACCACCACCUCCUGUUGUUCCCUCUAAUGUGGUACCUCUAAAAGCCGAAGAAGUACUCUCCCAUGCUGAACCUGUAAAGAAAAAGGUGUCUCGACUUCCAAUUGCCAGACGGGGUCUGGGAUCAAGAGGAAAUAAAAUACAAUUACUAGCUAAUCACUUCAAAGUUAAUGUCACUAAAACCGAUGGACAUUUCUUCCAUUAUAGCGUGGCUUUUACUUAUGAAGAUGGGCGUCCUGUAGAAGGUAAGGGUGUAGGGAGAAAGAUUAUGGACAGGGUGCAGGAAACGUACCAUUCUGACUUAAAUGGUAAGGACUUUGCAUAUGAUGGGGAGAAAAGUUUGUUUACUCUUGGCUCCCUUCCUCGGAAUAAGCUUGAAUUUGAAGUUAUUCUGGAGGAUGUCACCUCUAACAGGAACAAUGGCAAUUGCAGUCCUGAUGGUAAUGGGGACAAUGAGAGUGACAAAAAGAGAAUGCGGCGUCCUUACCGUUCAAAAUCAUUCAAAGUAGAGAUAAGCUACGCAGCAAAAAUUCCGAUGCAAGCCAUCACCAACGCCUUACGUGGUCAAGAGACAGAGAAUUUUCAAGAAGCCAUUAGAGUUCUUGAUAUAAUUUUGAGGCAGCAUGCUGCUAAACAAGGCUGCUUGCUUGUACGCCAAUCCUUUUUCCACAAUGAUCCAAAUAAUUUUGCUGAUGUUGGAGGUGGUGUUCUUGGCUGUAGAGGAUUCCAUUCAAGUUUUAGAGCUACACAGAGUGGCCUGUCUCUCAACAUAGAUGUUUCAACUACCAUGAUAAUUACUCCCGGGCCUGUGGUGGAUUUCUUAAUUUCCAAUCAAAAUGUUAGAGAUCCUUUUCAACUUGACUGGGCUAAGGCCAAAAGAACCUUAAAGAAUCUGAGGAUUAAAACCAAGCCAUCCAAUCAAGAAUUCAAAAUUAAUGGGCUCAGUGAACUCCCAUGCAGAGAGCAGACUUUUACUUUGAAGGGUAAAGGUGGAGGGGAUGGUGGAGAUGGUAAUGAGGAAAUCACUGUUUAUGAUUAUUUUGUGAAUGUUCGAAAGAUAGAUUUGCGAUACUCUUCUGAUCUUCCAUGCAUUAAUGUUGGGAAGCCUAAACGGCCAACUUAUUUUCCCAUUGAGCUUUGUGAAUUGGUAUCACUGCAACGGUAUACAAAAGCUUUGUCAACCCUUCAAAGGGCCUCAUUAGUGGAGAAAUCCCGGCAGAAGCCACAAGAUAGGAUGAAAAUUUUGUCUGAUGCACUUAGAUGCAGCAACUAUGGGUCUGAACCUUUGCUCCGUAAUUGUGGAAUUUCUAUAAGCACUGGUUUCACUGAAGUGGAGGGUCGGGUUUUGCCUGCACCAAGGUUGAAGUUUGGCAACGGUGAGGACCUCAAUCCAAGGAAUGGGAGAUGGAAUGUUAGCAACAAGAGGUUUGUGGAGCCGUCAAAGAUAGAAAGAUGGGCUGUUGCUAACUUUUCAGCACGCUGUGAUGUACGAGGACUUGUGCGAGACCUGAUUAGAAUUGGAGAUAUGAAAGGAAUUUCAAUAGAGGAGCCGUUUGAUGUGUUUGAUGAGAGUCCUCAGUUUAGGCGUGCCCCACCCAUGGUUAGAGUGGAGAAGAUGUUUGAAACCAUCCAGUCUAAACUUCCUGGUGCUCCUCAGUUCCUUCUCUGUUUGCUUCCUGAUCGGAAAAAUUGUGAUAUUUAUGGUCCAUGGAAAAAGAAGAAUCUUGCUGAUUUUGGAAUCAUUAAUCAGUGUAUGUGUCCUUCAAGGGUCAAUGAUCAAUACCUUACCAAUGUUAUGUUGAAGAUCAAUGCCAAGCUUGGUGGAUUGAAUUCAUUGUUAGGUGUUGAAGUUUCUCCUUCUCUUCCCAUUGUUUCCAAAGCUCCUACCCUCAUUCUGGGCAUGGAUGUGUCACAUGGCUCUCCUGGGCAGACUGAUAUUCCUUCUAUUGCUGCGGUGGUCAGCUCUAGACAGUGGCCUCUGAUAUCUAAAUACAGGGCUUGUGUUCGUACCCAAUCUGCAAAGGUUGAAAUGAUAGAUAAUUUGUUCAAGCAAGUGUCUGAAAAGGAUGAUGAAGGCAUCAUGAGGGAACUUCUGCUUGAUUUCUAUUCAACUUCUGGAAGGAGAAAACCAGAAAAUAUUAUCAUAUUCAGGGAUGGAGUUAGUGAGUCACAGUUCAAUCAAGUUUUGAAUAUUGAACUUGAUAGUAUAAUUGAGGCUUGCAAAUUUCUUGAUGAAAAUUGGGAGCCAAAGUUUACAGUAAUUGUUGCUCAGAAGAAUCACCACACCAGAUUUUUCCAGCCUGGCUCUCCUGACAAUGUCCCUCCUGGAACCGUUAUCGACAAUAAAAUUUGUCACCCCAGAAAUUAUGAUUUCUACCUUUGUGCACAUGCUGGAAUGAUAGGAACUAGCAGGCCUACCCAUUACCAUGUGCUGCUAGAUGAGAUUGGUUUCUCUCCGGAUCAGCUACAAGAGCUUGUCCAUUCAUUAUCAUACGUGUAUCAGAGGAGCACCACUGCCAUUUCUGUUGUUGCCCCAAUUUGCUAUGCACACUUGGCGGCAACCCAGCUGGGGCAUUUCAUGAAAUUUGAGGAAAAGUCUGAGACAACUUCAAGCCAUGGUGGAGGGAGUGGUGCUGGUGCUGUUCCGGUCCCUCAGAUGCCUCCUUUGCAGGAAAAUGUGCGCAACACAAUGUUCUUUUGUUGACUGAGGCCUUAGGUUGCCUCUUUUGAUGAAAAAGCUGUACAUGAGUAAUGUCCCUAUCUAGCUUCAUGUGGACGGUUUAAGACUGAAUAAGGCUUUUGCAGGACAAUGUUCUUUUUGUUGAAUGAAGUUCAGAUGCCUCUUCUGAUGAAAAUGCUGUACAUAAGUUGUGGUAGACUGCAGAGUACUCUUUUCUAUGUUGAGGCUUGCUUCCUAGGCCAUGCCUUUUUCAUGUAUUUUGUGGACCCUAUCUCUUUUGCAGUGUCAAGACUCGUUCUUUUUUAAUGCAUUUUAACUUUUGAGCUUUUA